Messenger RNA from Panicum virgatum (switchgrass), 1000 nucleotides. RefSeq lists its product as uncharacterized. Gene Ontology annotation, cellular component: mitochondrion. Lineage: Eukaryota; Viridiplantae; Streptophyta; Magnoliopsida; Poales; Poaceae. The transcript has 4 exons. The coding region runs from base 71 to 676 and encodes 201 amino acids. The record is from RefSeq and is a predicted model, not a curated record.
CAUUUCAGCCGCCCAUCGCAAGCAAGCGAAAGCAAGCAGCACGGUGCCCUAUCUUGUCCUGCCCCGGCCGAUGUCUUGUGUCCGGGCCAUCCGGCCGUCCAUGGCGGCGACGGCCCUGCUCCUCCCCGGCCUCUCGGCGGCGGCGCCCACGGCCGGGCAGCGCCAGCUCCAGCGCGGCUCCCUCGCCUGCCGGGCCCCCCGGCCGCGCCGGCGGCUCGCGGCCUCCGCCGUGCAAGAGACCAAGGAGGGCGAGGCCAAGACGGCCGAGGAGAUCACCGAGAAGUACGGGCUCGAGUUCGGCCUCUGGAAAGUCUUCAGCUCCAAGGAGGAGGAGGAGGAGGAGGAGGGAGGCGAGGGGAAGAAGAAGAAGAAGUCGCGGACGGACCAGGCCAAGGAGCUCCUGGCCAAGUACGGCGGCGCGUACCUGGCCACCUCCAUCUCGCUCUCGCUCGUCUCCUUCGCCCUCUGCUACCUCCUCAUCAGCGCCGGCGUCGACGUGCAGGACCUGCUCGCCAAGGUCGGCAUCGCGACGGGCGAGACCGGAGGGAAGGUGGGGACCUUCGCGCUGGCCUACGCCGCGCACAAGGCCGCGUCGCCGAUCAGGUUCCCGCCCACGGUGGCGCUGACGCCGGUGGUCGCCGGCUGGAUUGGCAGGAUCAGGAAGGGCGGCGACUGAUGAGCCGGCGUUCCAGUAGCGGGUGCCGGUGAAUCUGGUGCUGCUUUUGCUCUGUACAACUUGUUAAAAAUGGUAAUGAUUCUCAACUGGCGGUACUGAAGUGAUGAAUGCUGACUGGAGAGUGCAGAUGCUUCAGAGUUCAGCAAUGUCUUUUACACUUUUCAGCAUGGAAUUUGCAUAAGAUGCUAGGCAUAGGAUACUAAGUUACUCACGAAUUACUCUAUACACAUCUAGCCAGCCUAAACAGACUAUCAGUAUGUACAAGAAGUUGUGGCGUCAUCUCAAGUUGGGGAGAAGCCCCUGCCUAACCAGCUCUUCAGUUUA